CGAAGGGAAAUCGACUCCGAUUACCUCGAUAAUGCUGCGAGUGGAGUGUGAAAUAAUCGAGCGACUGAUAAUUAUUAUUCCGAAGGACUCGACUGAAGGAAAAGAACGUGGAAAACCACGUGGUUAUUAUGCGCAUUUUUAUUGAAUCAACACGGAAUUCUCGGAGCAGGCACGAAGUCGCUGGAAUGACACCGUGAUUGUAACGUGCGCAAUCGUGUAUGUUUUAUCAACAUUUUGUGGAAUAAAUGUGCAUUGAAGUAUUGGAGUGAGAAUUUCAAGGAGUUCUUGGGUUCCAGAGCACUGGGAAUGCAGUACCAUUUUGGAGCAGAAUGGACAUCGAUGAAAUAACGUUCAAUCCGUUCUUUCUCGUGUUGAGGGAUAAAUUCAGACGGAAAUAUGAUCUUGCUGUAUCCAAGUGUUGGGCCAUUUGUGUGCCCUGCAGUGAUUUCGUCAAGGAUCUCACAAUAACAGAGGAAUUUGUCGAUGAUCACAUUCUGAAGCCUGUCAGCAAGUUGCCAUAUCACUACGUAUCCACGGACAGCGAUGGCUCUCGAAUGUACAAAUUUGAGGACACGAGAAUUCGUCUGGUCCAGCGAAAUGGGGAAUCUGUGCAUCCAGAUCAGUACAGAGUAAAGAUUCUCAGUGUCGAGAGGGGGUAUAACAGUGAUUUCCAAAUGUACAAUAUACUCAUUACUGAUAAUGUGAUGGACCUCAAGUAUUUGAGUGCUCGCAGACCUGUUGGAGUCAAAAUGAAAUUGAAUCGGAGUGUCAAUUGUUACAAAGAAGCAUUUGAUUUUCUCCACGAGAUAGCCCUACAGGGCCGGCUGUCUCUGCUGGACUUGAAAUCCGACGUGGAGAAGAUUGACCUGACUGAUUUCCACUCAGCCGAGGAGCUUCGCAAUGUCCUGCAGGAUUGGAUUCGUCGGCAUUGGGCGCGCACAAUGCGCCUCUUCCCUCUAGAUAUUCAGCGUGAUGCACGUUUUCAGAAGCUCCUGAGCACCUCCCUGGAGAUUUUUAUAAUGCACUACCUACACGAUCGAAUAUACGUGCUAUUGACAAAUGCUCUAGACCAGGACGACCAGCGAAUAAAACGGAAGAUAGAUCACUUGCUGGACGUAGGGGUGACACCAGAUCAGUUGGGUGUGAAGGAGGCCCUCUCGAUUUCUUUGCCCUCGGCAAUUGUGGAGAUGGCAACAUUGGACGCACGUCAGAGUCCCCUGGAGAAGCUGUCAUGUCUCAAGACCACCCUCGACCUCAUCGUCGCUGAAGUUAAAGGCGCCUUGGCUGAUGUGCAGACUAGAAACGAGUGCUAUGAGGAGAAUGACCUCAUCGAAGCCAGAAAAACUAUAAAAAUCGUACCCACUGACGACCUCAUUCCCCUCCUGAUAUACGUAAUCGUUAAAUCACGACCACGACGACUCAUCACUGAUCUUCACUACAUCCAGAAUUUUUUGUGGUCUGUCUCACCCUAUGACGGAUUAUCCUAUGCCAUGGUCACCUUCAAAGCUGCCAUAUGUACACUGCAAGACAUUAAUGUUACGAGAUUACCCAGGAGAAGCAGCAAAGUCAGGAUUGAAUUACCCAUUAAUGAAGUUCUUGAUGUUGUUACUAAGACUGAGCCUGAUGUCACGCCAAUUGAUCGACAGGUGCGGGAACUGGCUGUGAUGCUGGAGGAAUGUACAAAGAGUGAACAGGCAACCAAACUCGAUGAUAAUGCAUCCUAGGUGGUUACUUCGUCAUUCAGGGGAAUUGCUCUGGUCUCUUUAAAUCUUGAUGGCUGUCGGAAUGAUUGUAUUUGUCUCACAAAAUCUGCUAAGUAAUUAUCAAAAUUUUUUUGUCUAGUUAUUCGUUCCGACAGCCCGGGACUUUUAAAAUCCACAGCAGUUUUUACCCAACGAAUUAUUGCUCAUAUCUCUAGUACAAAUAUUGAUUAUUCUUUAUUUUUUGAAUUUUUGUGAGGAUUGGGAGAGGUGGUUAAAGGAGUUGGAAAUUUGGUGUCGUGCCAAAAAUAUUCAGUAUAUUAUGUACAUUUAUCUUCUAUUGACGAAGAUAUUGGUCAUUUUGUGUCCAAAGGCCUUACAGAGGUCUGGGAGAUUUAAACUUAAAAUAUACAGUCUUUUAGUAA
Molecule: messenger RNA, 2125 nt
Organism: Fopius arisanus
Lineage: Eukaryota; Metazoa; Arthropoda; Insecta; Hymenoptera; Braconidae
Product: ankyrin repeat domain-containing protein 27
Exons: 4
Coding region: 330-1724 (464 amino acids)
Biological process (GO): early endosome to late endosome transport
Cellular component (GO): transport vesicle; plasma membrane; late endosome
Molecular function (GO): guanyl-nucleotide exchange factor activity; SNARE binding
Source: RefSeq, a predicted model, not a curated record